This is a messenger RNA of Klebsormidium nitens, 1515 nucleotides long. The record is from the annotation of a GenBank genome assembly. NCBI's taxonomy places the organism in Eukaryota, Viridiplantae, Streptophyta, Klebsormidiophyceae, Klebsormidiales, Klebsormidiaceae.
AGAAAGCAAAGCAGGAAACAGGACCUGAGGCUGCAUCAAGACGGCAAUGUGAAAGGGCGCUUGAUCGAUUUGAUUGGGCUUCUGAUUGUUUGUAGUCUUCUGUUGUGCAGUGGUUGACUCGUCGGUGAGAGGAGCGGUUUGAUCUUUGGUGGGCAAACCACUUGAAACUGAAUUUGGGGAGGUCUGCAUUUGGCCCUGGGAGCAUUGUGCGGAAGCAACAUGAUGUUGCAGCUACUUUGAUCAAAAUUUGCUGGCGCACAACACCCUCGUUUCAGCUGCAGCUGACCUCUGGAGCUUGCAUUGCAGCACCUGCAUUGCCUGGUCCCAUCUAACCUUUUAGAAAGAAAGAGAGAGCGAGAGAAAGGGACUUUUGAUAAUUAGAGAGUAGAUUAUGAGUUGAGGGCAGGUAGAUUUAGAAGCAGAAAACUAAAAGCGAAGAUCAAAAUGGCAGCGUUUACCUGCUAAUCUGCCCCAAGAAAUAGAACCUUACAAAGCAAACUCGCGCACCUGUAGGAGAUAAUAAUCCUGAAAAACGUCCUGGGGACAGCUAGCAGACAACAGACGCAAUGGCGCGUACAAAGCUGAUGGAGCUUGCUCGGUUGUCUGGCGGUCUGAGGACUGGUAGCUCGGGUGAUGGCAGGCUGGGAGAUUGCCUUGAUGCUGCAGACAGGCAGGGGGAGGGGGUCUUUGCCAGUACGUCUGGGCUCGAUGAAGAGGAAUAUAGGGAGGACCCUUCGGACAACCAGGACGGCCCCGAGCUGACCCCCGGGCGCAAGCGUUUCCGCACUCAGAAAGCGCUCGAGGCGCUCGAGAGCGAGCUGGUCCUCCCCAGCUGGAUGGACGGGACCAAGCUCGACCUGUCUCGUGCUUUCCGGCGCUCCGACUUCCCCCCCGACAUGUUUUGCAUCCCGUCUAAGUACCUAAAAAGGGCAAAGAAAGAGUACAGAAACGGCUCUUCCCCUGCAGCAGGGGGGAGGAGGAUGAAGCGGGGAUUGAAGCGGCCGAACAAGGCGGUGCAACAGGCGAUCAAGGAGAUCCCGCAGGGGAUGGCGCUUGCUCUGGCGGAUCUGCUUUCGACCGCUUGCUUUCCCGACUUUUGAGCGGUCGUACCUGGUUGCUUUCUUUGCGUAAAUUUUUCUACUUUCAUUGAGCCAGCGGGCGCCAAAAUAAGCCCAAGAUAAACCAACUUGGUUUGAAUAGUGUGGCUCUUCACAUAGAAUGGAUAGAAAGGAUAGAUAUAAAGUCGUACAUCACACAACAAUCUGUAAAGACACUUCAGCCAUGUAAAGCUGCAUGUGUGUCGAUACGAAAACAAAGGUCGGUACUAUCACCAAGGUGCUUGAUAAAGAGAACUCGUAGGGGGCACGUGAAUCAGUUGAUCAACAGCUGAUCGAAAGGAUCGAUUGGAUCUACGUUGUCUGUACAAUUGGUCUACUAAGCAAAGUCCGGAACCUUUCAUACUGAAGCACUGGGCCCAUGCCCCACAUACUAAGACGUUCUUAAACCCAGUCUAGA